CCAUCUGGAAAGGAAUGGGUUGUCUCUGGUCCUAUACUUAUUUCAGGGCCUUAUAGGGAAAUCAGGGCCUAGGUAUACUGCCUAUGAAUAUUCCUACCUUCAAGGUCUAUUCAUAUUGCUAGGUAGUCAGGACCUGGAUGAGGGUUGUCUAGGAGGUAACCUGUUUCUUACCUAGUUUCCAGGCUCAGUUACUGUUCCCCUUCCCUCCUGUGUUCAGUGUGGAGUUUUCCCCCCACACUGAUCGUGACACUUGUCUGCUGAUUUGGCUACAUCUGUACGCUCCUGAUUUUGACUUUGAUUAGUUUGUAUCUGCUUUCCUUUGGCACCUGGUUUGGUCUGCACCAGCAAACUCAGACCUGUUUUCUGCCACCUUACUUUGCAACCAUAACCUGGGCCCCUAGCAGCCAAGACUGACAUGCCUUGUGGCAGGGUCUGGUGAAUACCUAGGGGUUGCCUUAGACUCUACCGUAUGAUGACAGGUAGCAGUUUCUGAGCUUGCUGGCUGUGGUUCCGGUCAGGAAUCUAACAUAACAUGUACGGCAUCCAUCACAGAAACUAUAUUCUAUGGUGCUAACAGAGUCUUUUACAAAAACGUUUAACUAUGCACCUAAUUAAUGGUCCAGCAUGAGCCAGUUUGAUAAAUUUGGUGCAUCUAUAGACUCUCUGAAAUUUUGAUAAAUUUGGUGCAUCUAUAGACUCUCUGACAUUAAAUCUGUCAGUGUCCCACAAUACAGCCAGACGGGAUCUGCUGUGAUACAGCCAGCAACAGACACCCAUUACAUACUGAUGCAGCCAUAGUGCCCUCAUAAUCCAUCCACUAAAAUAACAGUGCUGUCCAGAGUAUAUCUUUCCAGAAGAACACUCCUUUCCUUGCAAAAGGCCUUCUUCUCGUAACACCUGAGGGGAGUGCAAAGUGCAUGACAGGUGUGACAAAUCUGGGUGUGUUUUUUACAAGCAAUCCACUGCUGGCCUCCGUCCAGAAACCUGUUCCACCUUCAGUUUCAGGUUACUGCAAAGUGAGGUAAAAAAAAAAAAGCAAUGGGGAAGUUCUAUCAUUAUUUGUAGGCGGCAAUGACGGGAGGUUAUAAAGCCUGCCAGGGAUUCAGCUGCACAAACACCUCUCCUGGCUCUUCCCCUUUAAAGCCUGGGUCUAAGAAAUUACAGCCGAGGUGAGAUCCAAUAACAGAGGGGCAGCGGGGAUGGAUGUGUGAUAUAUUCUGAAUAGAUGGCACAGAGCGUCACAUUGUCAAAUUAUUCUUUGAUGAAGAAGCUGCUGUUCCCUGUCAUUCUGAUCUUGUCAUGUACGCUGUGUCAAGGGCAUCGCAUAAGAUGCAAAGAUCCUUCUGAGGAACAUUUAAAGCAGAAAUAUCAACGACUGUCACCAGAAUCUCUCCUUAUAAGCAAGACAGACUACGUCCCUGAUGUAAAGAUGAAAAGAUGCCCCACAAGUGUCAACGUCUCUUCAGAGCUGAUGCAAGACAGAAGUAUUUCCCCAUGGUCCUACAGAAUUAAUGAAGAUAUGAACAGAUACCCGCGAGAGAUUGUUGAAGCCUACUGUCUGUGCAAAGGCUGUGUUACCUCCAAAGAAAGUUCAAUGGUCAGUGAACCAUUCUACAGAGAAGUCCCAGUCUUAUACAAAUCCUCAAAAUGUAAGAAGUCUCGCUACGUCUACAAGCUGCGAUCCAUAAGGAUUGCUCAGUUUUGCAUCUGUCGUUUCCACUAAAGAUCUGAAGACUUAUGAACGGGACAACCCUUCCACGUUGAUGCCUGAUGUUAAGGAGAUAGCUUGGUUUGUCUUUGCUUGAUAUCAAUCUUAAAAAUCUGUUAAGUGAAUGACAUAGUUCAAGUGUUUAAUGGAUUAACCUCUCCCAUACAUCGAUAUCUGUACUGCCAUAAUCUGCAAACCCUUUUUUUGAGAAAUCUUUACAAAUAUUUGGAAAUCUGUAAUGCAACCAUGGAAUGAAGAUCAACAUUACAUUAGAAGAAAUAACUAGAUGUUCUGAAAAGAAUAAAAGGCAAAUGUUAUCCAUGAUGACCUCAUAUUUGGUUAAUCCAGUAAACGUGUAGCAUUUUGGAAGUUUUUUUAGUUUCCAUAUCUGUGUGUUGUUUUUGUACAUUGUGUUACUAGGAGAGUGAGGUGUUUUUCGCCUUUUUAGGUAUGGUAAUUGUGUAUCUUUUAUAGGAGACUAUGAAACUUGACUACCGAUAAUAUACAUUCAGGAUUUUAGAAGGACUUUCUGCACUUCUGUUUUUCUUCUUUUGACUAGAAAAUACAGAAGAGUAAAAGAAUGUAUGGACAAUUGUUAGGCUUGUUUUGUACAUGCACAGUUGACUCCACUGCUGUAUAAAGUUCAGCACAUUGUGUUUUUAUGCUUUUUAUUGCAGAGUUUAUAUCUUUUAUUAAUAAAAUGAAGAUUGUCUUUAACCAAA
This is a messenger RNA of Bufo gargarizans (Asiatic toad), 2430 nucleotides long. RefSeq names its product interleukin-17D-like. The record is from RefSeq and is a predicted model, not a curated record. The coding region runs from base 1226 to 1723 and encodes 165 amino acids. Gene Ontology annotation, molecular function: cytokine activity. The transcript has 3 exons. Gene Ontology annotation, biological process: inflammatory response. Gene Ontology annotation, cellular component: extracellular region. NCBI's taxonomy places the organism in Eukaryota, Metazoa, Chordata, Amphibia, Anura, Bufonidae.